Molecule: messenger RNA, 1991 nt
Organism: Moneuplotes crassus
Lineage: Eukaryota; Ciliophora; Spirotrichea; Euplotida; Euplotidae
Source: the annotation of a GenBank genome assembly
AUGGAUUAUUUCUCUCCAGCAAUCUCAUCUCAUGCACCAAAUGACCAUCACUACAAUGCAUUAAAUUAUAAUGACUCUACAACAACCCCAAAGUACAGCCAUGAAAGAGUUAUCGGGUCAGCUGCAAACAGUGAAAAUAAGAGGGAAAAUAGGUUCCAACCAAAAGAGAACCUCCUUAAAAGACUUCCAAAUUUACGCUCCUGAGAAAGAAGAGAAUUCAGCAAUGAUGCUGAUAAAAGUGGCAAAAUCAAAAAUGAUUCUAAGGAUAGGUCAUUAUCUAUCCCAAAAGACUCUAAGAUCCCAAGAAUAUUGGCGAAUUACCCUCAGAAUGUCCAAGAAAUAAGACAGAUUUAUAAAUAUUCCAGUCAGACUCCUCAAAUGCAAACUCCUAACACCUCAACUGAUGGAGAUGGAAGUGGGAAUGUAACUUCUCUCACCUAUAAAAGAGUCAAAAAUAGCAAAAGACAGAACACUGAGAAGAAGCAAGAAGACUCUUCUGAGCUAACAGCUCACCAUAAAUAUAAUUAUAACGAUAUCACAGAAUCGUACAAAUGUGAUAUGAGCACCCAGACCAUAGUGAAAGAGGACAAAAUAAAGUCAGUCCAGGAUAUUGAGAACCAUUAUGCUCCGAAGAAACUAAAGAUGGAAACCUCUAGAGUCUUAGAAUCCCAGUAUGAGAACACCUUUAUGAGAGAUGUAGAGGAAGCUUCCUACUCUCUUCAGCCGAUCUCUUCCCCUCCCUCUGUAGCGAAUGCUAUGAAGGCUUUACAGGCUAAGAUCAAGACUUUGCAGGGUGAAAAUGCUAACCUCAGGCAUGAAAUUAGCUCGUUAAAAUCAGAAAUGAAGUCCCAAAACCCCACCGAGACCAAGAAAUUAGAGCUUGAAAUCCUUGAACUUCGGUCUAAAUCUGAUAGCUACAUUAAUCAGCUCAAAAAUGACAAGGAAGAGUUCAAGCAAGUAAUCUUUGAGAAUAAAGAAAUCAUUGAAAAGCUAGUCACGAAGCUUAAGAAUACCAAGACCAAAUGUAAAAAGCUAGCAAAGGAGCUUACAGCCAAGGACCAGGAGCUUAGCGGGCUUAAGAUCGACUAUGUCGAAAUCUCCCAAGCUUGCAAAAGUUAUCAACAAGAGCUUGAGAAAAUUGGCAAAGUUGAAGUUAUCAAGCAAAGACUUGACCAUGAAAAACUAGCCAAAAUCCAGCUUGUUAAGGAAAAAAACAUGCUCCAAGAAGAUUAUGAGCAAAAACUACACUCUCUCGAACCGGAAAUAAAGUCAUUGAGGGACAAAGUCAAUUAUUUGACGAAGAUUAAUUCUAAAGUUCAGCAAGCUCAGAAAGUCACCGAGGACUUUGUCCAAGAAAUUGUGUCAGUCAACGAGCUCCUAGCAACUUCAUUAAAGGAAAAGAAGAGAGAGAUUAAGCAUCUUAGUAGAGAACGGGGAAUGAGAAGAUCAGAAAGCUGUGGAAAUUUCGAUAACUUUAAGCAUAACAAGCUAUCAGAAACCCAGAACUUACCUGAAAAUGAGAUCAACUUGGUAAAUCAGAAGGUUAAUCAAAACUUUCAAGACACAUCCUGAGAUUCCAAAGAGAAGACCAAAAGAGAGCCAAGGUUCUCCACAAAGAAGAAUUUUUCUUUCAAGCAGAGAGCCUUUUCAACAGCUUCUGCCAAUUUUAGAAGAUUUGCUUUUGAAGAAGGGAACCCCAAUCUUGAUUUUCAGAAUAACCUAGCUGAUUAUUCAAAAUCAUUAAGUCUGAAGAAGCCGAAGAAACACAGGAAGAAGAAUAGCAUUGAGAAGGAUAAGCUCAAAAUACUAAAGAUUGAGAAAGACCUAACUUGCUUGCACAAAGACUAUAAACACUUCUGUAGUAGCCUAGGUCAAAAGACCAGCAAUGCGAGUAUUAGGGUAGAUGAGAGACAGAUUAAUAGCUUGCUUUCCAAAGUAGAAGGUCAGACCCAGGAACUCAUGUGCAUCCAUUCGAACUACUAACUUAAGGC